AUCCAAUUAUUAGUAAAAUAUGAUAAUAAAGGGGAAUCUCAUAAAAAGAUGAUAUAGAACUAUACUGACUAUAUAGGAUUUGUCACUUAGUGGAAGUUAUUAGCACAGUCUAGUGCUGAUGUUUUAAUGCAAUGACUUUAUGUUUGCAGACUUUUAGUAGCUUUAGUAAAGCAUUUUGGGGAUGCAGUGAACUUUUCGUGCCAAGCCGAUAUCUGUGCUGAGUGACGUAAUACGAGUUUAGAAUAAGAUAACUCUGUAUCAAAAACUGGACUUUACUUGAACACUUCAUGGGGUUUGGCAGUUACCCAAGAUACAUCAGAUCACAAAAUGUCACCCGUGCUCAAGGCUUUCUCAGGAAUCUUUCCUGCUGAGCAUGCCCUCCUUCCUGCCCUUUGAGAAUGUCCAAUCAGCAGUGCUGCUUAGAGAGAGAGAGAGGGUGGGAGAGAGAGAGGAGGGCUUAAUGCCCCAAAGCAGCUAGGGAAAAGACUAAAGUGGCACAAUUGUUCUGCCAGAUCAGCAGUCAUCUCUCCAGGACACUGAACCAUUAGAGGGGUCUUACCCUCUCAAGAGCUCCACACGCCACAGUCAAGAAAAUGUCACUCGAUCACAAUACGUCAGACCACAGCGAAACACCGUGGUUCUCUGAAUGUACCGUAGAACUGGACCGGGACUGCCGGCGCAUCGCACUGUUCCUGCUCUACUUGUUCCUGUUCAUGGUUGGUUUGAUCGAGAACUGCCUGGUGGUUUGGGUAAACUGGCGCAGGCGUCACUCGGCCAGUGGUGUGCUCUUCUGUAUUAUCAACAUCAGCUUGUCUGACCUGAUGGUGGUUUGCACUAUGCCAUUCUUCAUGCUGGAGGUCAUCUUGGACAGGGUUUGGGUUUGGGGCCGAUUCCUGUGCAAGGUUACGCACCUCAUCUACGUCAUCAACUUCUACAGCAGCUCCUUCUUCCUGGCCUUCAUGACUCUGGAGCGGUACCUGACAUUAACACGGCCAACCACGCCCGCCUGCUUUCCACUGCAGCCCAGGCACCGGCGAUGGCUGCUGUGUGCUGGAGUGUGGCUUUUGUCCUUGGUGCUGGCACUGCUAGAAAAUGUACAUGUGGACCUGCGUGAGUGGCAUGAACCUGGCUGUUUCAUCUUGCUCUACAAUGAAUGGUUUGUCUCAGUUAGCGUCUUCUGCCUUAUCUUUCAGUUUUUGGGCCCUGCGUCAGUCAUCAUCACUUGUAACAUCCUGAUUGCACGGGUUGUGCGUGCCUCUCCGGACAUGCAGAAUCGUAGGGACCUUUGGCUGUUGCACGUGUACUCAGUCGUUUUUGUGACCUGCUGGCUACCCUACCAUGUUGUGAUAUUCCUGAUGACAGUGGAUGAUCUGAAUCCAGGCUUGAUGUCCUGCAACACCAUAGAUAUACUGUACUUCACUUACAGUGUUGUACAGUGCGUCUCACUCUUUCAUUGCAUUGCCAACCCCAUUCUCUAUAACUUCCUGAGCAAGAGCUUUCGUGCCAACCUCAUCAACGAUAUUCUUUCCCGUUUUUCCUCAGCACCUGCCAACAUUGCAGCCAAUGCAGCCGAUGGUGCAGGGACAGCAUCACGAAAGGAGAGAAAGCUCAGCAAUGCCAGCACCAGUCACUCAGAAAUAGGAUCCUAAGAACGGAAGUCUAGAAUACGUCAUGAUGAGGUCUCCUGAGAGAGAUAGGGAAGUGGCACAUACUGUAUGUGUGCUGCUAUGAAGAAAACAUUUUCCAGAUGCCAUCAAAGUAACCGUUUUACAAAAUGUCUCCCUUCUGAAAUAUUCUUCCACUGAAUUUCUCAGUGCAAGAACCAAAAACCUUUCAGAAAGAACAUUUUUAAGAGAAUAAAUGGUUUCUUUUAAUUGCUUGUAAACAGUGAGCUGGACGGGCCCAAAGGAGUCAAAACUGCAUGUAAAGAAACAGCUUUAAGAGUUCCUGUUAGUGGGUUUAAAAGAGAAAGGAAGAAAACUCCCUACAUCACCCUCCCACAGGAAGCUGCCGACAAACAUGCCACAGAUAAAAGGAAGUCUAACAAUCAGAGAUUUGCAGAGGAUGAUGUCUAAACACUGGACUAAAUAAAUAACUUGUCAUCACUACUAGAAUGUAUUGUAAUAUAUCUUGAAAUAAAAACAUAUACAUACAUAUUUUAUAUAUAUAUAUAUAUAUAU
This is a messenger RNA of Ictalurus furcatus (blue catfish), 2180 nucleotides long. RefSeq names its product G-protein coupled receptor 182-like. Gene Ontology annotation, cellular component: membrane. The record is from RefSeq and is a predicted model, not a curated record. The coding region runs from base 594 to 1649 and encodes 351 amino acids. The transcript has 2 exons. Lineage: Eukaryota; Metazoa; Chordata; Actinopteri; Siluriformes; Ictaluridae. Gene Ontology annotation, biological process: G protein-coupled receptor signaling pathway. Gene Ontology annotation, molecular function: G protein-coupled receptor activity.